AAAUACCUAAGGGUUCAGCCAAGCCGUCUAUCCACCCAAAGAAUAAGGAUAUUUUUUUUUAGCUUCAGUUGAUGGGGAAUGAAAACAUAGUGACACAUUCAUUCAUACAUAGACAUUACUUUAUGGUCAUGUGGGUCUCUCUCUCUCUAACCCUGUAUCUUUAUGGUCAUGUGGGUCUCUCUCUGACCCUGUAUCUUUAUGGUCAUGUGGUUCUCUCUCUAACCCUGUAUCUUUAUGGUCAUGUGGGUCUCUCUCUAACCCUGUAUCUUUAUGGUCAUGUGGGUCUCUCUCUAACCCUGUAUCUUUAUGGUCAUGUGGGUCUCUCUCUCUAACCCUGUAUCUUUAUGGUCAUGUGGUUCUCUCUCUCUAACCCUGUAUCUUUAUGGUCAUGUGGGUCUCUCUCUAACCCUGUAUAUAUGUCUCUGUCCAUCUCUCUAUUCAGUUGCGCUCUGCAAUGUACAAUCGUUUCACAGGGAGACUGGUUUCUGCCUUAUUGACCUCUGACCCUUUCUCUCUCCGUCUGUCUCCAGUUCUGCUGUGUCUCCUGUGUGUCCUGUCUUCCCUGGUGGAUCUAACCACCGCCUGUCCUCCGACCUGCCUCUGCAACGCCACCGACGUAGACUGCAGCGGGCGUGGCCUGCUCUCCAUGCCCGCCCUCAUCCAUCUCCCCGUCACCGCCCGCACCCUCCUGCUGCCCAACAACCACCUCUCCUCCCUGGGCCCAGGGUCCUUCGCUAACCUCACCUCCCUGGAGCGACUGGAUCUCUCCAACAACUACCUGGAUGAUCUACCCCCAGCGCUCUUCAAGGACCUGGGGAAUCUGUCAGAUCUGACCCUCCACAACAACAGUCUCAGGGCCUUGGAUAAGGAUCUCUUCCAGGGGCUGGUGGGGCUGAGGAAGCUAGAUGUCUCCCUCAACGGGCUGUCUGAUAUCCCCCUGGGUCUGCUGGAUGAGCUGCCGGGGCUGAUGUGGCUCUCCGUGGCUGGGAACAGGUUCCAUGCCCUGGACAGAGCAGCCUUCGAGCCCCUGGCUAACCUCCAGUAUCUUCAGCUAGGGGCUAACCCCUGGGAGUGUGACUGCAACCUGAGGGACUUCAAGCACUGGAUGGAGUGGCUGCUGUACAGAGGUGGUAAGGUAGAUGGGGUGGAGUGUACCCUCCCUAAGGACCUGCGAGGGCGGGACAUCCGUGGCGUUCCAGUGGAGAUGUUCAACUACUGCCUCCAACUGGAUGACGAGAACAGAGGAGGAGGGGGGGCGAGGAGCGGAGGAAAAGAAGGCUUGUCCCCGCCCUGCGGCCGAACUACCGGCUCCGGAGGCACCGGCGGAGCCCCCACAUCCGAAGUCCCCGCUGCGGGCGACCUGGUGCCCGUCCCGGACUGUGUGCGGCGGCGCUACCAGCCGGUGAGCGUGCGCAGGGCCAUCGGGACGGUGGUGAUAGCCGGGGUGGUGUGUGGCAUCGUGUGUAUCAUGAUGGUGGGGGCAGCAGCCUACGGAUGUAUCUAUGCCUCGCUCAUGGCCAAGUAUCAACGAGAGCUGAAGAAGAGGCAGCCGCUGAUGGGAGACGGGGAGGGUGACGCAGACCCUGAGGACAAGCAGAUCUCCUCUGUGGCAUAGAGGGGU
Salvelinus fontinalis (brook trout) is the source of this 1621-nucleotide messenger RNA. RefSeq names its product leucine-rich repeats and transmembrane domains 2a (gene lrtm2a). Gene Ontology annotation, molecular function: protein binding. NCBI's taxonomy places the organism in Eukaryota, Metazoa, Chordata, Actinopteri, Salmoniformes, Salmonidae. The coding region runs from base 455 to 1615 and encodes 386 amino acids. Gene Ontology annotation, cellular component: plasma membrane. The record is from RefSeq and is a predicted model, not a curated record. The transcript has 2 exons.